Tarenaya hassleriana is the source of this 924-nucleotide messenger RNA. RefSeq lists its product as uncharacterized. NCBI's taxonomy places the organism in Eukaryota, Viridiplantae, Streptophyta, Magnoliopsida, Brassicales, Cleomaceae. The record is from RefSeq and is a predicted model, not a curated record. Bases 43 to 609 code for a protein of 188 amino acids. The transcript is spliced from 5 exons.
AGCGCUUUGGAAACCUGCGAGAAGCGAGGAGAGCUACCCGCCAUGGAUCCAGCAGGAGCAACGGUGACCAACAACAUCUCCGGCGGAGAAUCCGAGAACUUCGCCGUCGGGAACGUUUAUUCCGUCAAGGUUAUCACCGGAGAUGAAUUCCAAGGGAUCGUCAUGGCGUAUGACCCCAAUCCCAACCUCGUCAUUUUCGAAGAGGGUUUGAAACCUAGACCUGGGCAUUCGAAGAGCACUCGGAUGGUGAAUGCUAAUUUCAUUACCGAGCUCACUUAUCUGGGUCAGUCCGAGGAUCCGCUUGCUGCCAGCGAAUGCUAUGUUGAUCUCAACGGACUUCAAUCGAAAGAGGCAAAUGCCAUCAGGCAAGCGGAAGUAGAUGCUGAGAGGAUGGGCGUUGGAGUCACCGCAGAGGCUCAGAGCAUCUUCGACGCAUUGUCUAAAACGCUCCCUGUGCAGUGGGACAAGUCAGAAAUUGUGGUGAUGAAAGAAGUGCGUGUCCGUAGUCCAUAUCGUCCCGACUGCGUCCUUGGAGGAACUGCUGCUGCCAAUAACCGAGUCAGGAAAGUGCUUGAGCUGGAGAGACAGAGGUUGCAACUGGUCGGUUAAGGGCGGUGAUGGGGCUGAGUCAGUGAAACAGCCAAAAGGGUAUGUGGCUACCAAUCCAGGCAGUGAGAUUGUCAUUGUCGUCACUCAGAAUCUGAAUCAGAUUAGAGUUAACUGAGUUGCCGAGGUUUUGGGUUCAGUUAAACUGGUUUGUGCUGUUCUUGACAGGAACACUAAGAAAGUCUUUGCCUUCGUGUGCCAGAUGGGAUUAAUAUGUCGCCUGAAAAUGUUAAACCAAAUCCGAAUGGUUGAGAACUUGUUAAAGAAAACAGACCAAAGUGUGACAGGUUUUUUCCUUUAACGUGGAAGUCUUUCUUA